CCAUAAAUAAUGAGUUUUGUCUCAUAUGACGUCAUAUCCAGAUGCAGGAGAAAUGAACUGAAUGUUUUUAUCUGUACAUCGCUGUCUAUAGUUGUGUUGUUUUGAGUUGAUACCCCUGUAAGACCUUGUGAAACGUGUGUUUUGAAGCAAGUUGCAGAUCUCUGGGUGUAACAUAGUUGAAGCAAAUAAACAUACAAACUUACAGUAAACUAAUACGGUACCGGUAUCGGAAGCAGACAAUCAACAACAGCUUGACAAUUCAACAUGUUUCCUUCAAUGUUUGGACAUGAUCCGUUCAAUAUGGAUCCGUUUGAACACAUGAACAGAAUGAUGAGUCAGUUUCAUUCACCAUUAUUCAGCAGUCCACUUAUGUUGCAGAGACCGGGAGGAAUGUUGCAAUUAGAAGACGGGAUGAGAAGACAUCAACUUUCUAUGCCUGUUUCACCUUUUGAAGACAUGAUGGGAAGAAUGAAUGGAAUGCAGAACAUGAUGCAAAAUGCACAACGUAAUAUGUCCAUGCAGUCAUUCUCUGGAGGUUUGACACCCGGAGCAGGGCAGUCGUAUCAUUCGUCCACAAUCGUAAUGCAAAGUGGACAAGAAGGACCGAGGGUUAUUGAAUCAACGUCAUCUACAAGGGUUGGACAGGAUGGGGUUAAAGAAACAAGAAAAUCUCACAAGGAUACAGGAACAGGAGAAAUGAGGAUGGCAAUAGGACAUCAUAUUCAUGAUCGAGCACAUAUCAUAGAAAAGGCAAAAAACAGAAGAACUGGAGACGAAGAAGAAAAGCAAGAAUAUGUUAAUAUUGAGGAAGAGGAAGCAGAUACUUUCAACAAUGAAUGGAAACAGAAAAUGGGAGCAGCAGAACCUAAGUCUGAUAUCCAAUGUUCACUUACAUACGGCUCGUACCGGAAUUCAUCACGUUCUGGACCAUAUGACCCUCAACAAAGGCCACGUAUGGGUCAAAGGCGAUUCCCACGAGCUGCCAUAACACAGGGAGAAGUACUUGACGACUUAAGGGAACGGUCUGGGCGACGUGAUAGACAACAUGGCCGUCCCCUGUUCAGUAUUCGACAUGGUCGUCCCCCAUUCGAAACUCGGCAUGGGCGUCCCUCAUUAGAGACUCGACAGGGCCAUCCCCCGUUCGAGACUCGACGGGGCCAUCCCCCAUCCAGUAGUGGACAUGAUGAUCGUUGAUAUGCACAAAACUUUCUUGUAGGACAUUUUAACCACAUGGUGGUGUUACUGAUAUUGACUGUUUUUGCGUUUGCAACCAAUUUUAAACUAACGAUAAUCGUACCCACUGGGAUUAUCGUAAACAUCAUAAAGUGAGAUCAAAUUCACUUGAUAUAUAAACUUAUCGAUCGUUGAAUUCGCAUGUAUAUUCAGUAUUUUUCAUGUUCUAAGUUAUGUAAAACGUUAACCAAACGAGUGGGUGUGGUUCAUACGAUGUAGCCAUUUUAUCGACAUUCCUCUCUACCAGGAUAAAUGUUCAUUGUUGUCUCAAAAAUCUUGUUCAAUUAUUUGAAUUUCAUCAAAACUGGUACCGGUAGUUGUACAGUUACACUAAACUUGCAGAGUAGCAAAUGUGAGAUGCCAUUUUUUUUUUUACUAUUUGCCCCUGGAAGAAAUCCGAUUUUUUUUUUCUUUGUCACAUUUGUGACAGUAUAUUUAUUAUUUUCAUAUUUCAUUGUUUACCUGCUGAAAGCAUAUUUACUGACUUUUAUGUUCUCAAAUAUUUGAGCGAUAGAAAUAUUUGAGAAUUUGAUAAAAGAUAAAUUGCCUUUUUACUAGCGACGUUUUCGUGUGAAUUUUUUCUUGUAACUGUGUGAAAUACUUGAAAUCUCUGUCCAAAACUUAGUCUGAACAUUAACGAUUUUUUUUGUAUACAUACCAUUUAUUAAAGUAAAAUUAUACACAAAAUAUAUUGUCAUUUCCAGUUCUCAAGUAUGAUUUAAACGAGAAUAACGAAAAUUUUGACUUUUGGACGCCUAAAGGCAUGAGUGUUAUCUAUCAGCGCUUAAAAUUCAACAGCGUUGUCACAAAAGCGCUUCUUAUUUCCUAUUGUUCUCUAUCACUGAAAAAUCAGCUUUUACAUUGGGCGGGUAUUCGAGCACCGGCCCUUAUUUAUUUUUAUGUUCUGUUCACACAGGCGGCUAUUCAAACGGACCCUUAAUCAAGAUCGGGCGGUAAAACUAGCAUAUACGGUAUAUAUUUAUUAACCAUGGACUAUACAUGAUUAUUACAGUUACUCGAAGUUAUGACUUCACAUUCUGAAUUUGUAAAACUUGAGAAUCCGUUUGAAAUAAUAAUGUUUUGAAGUGUGAAAUUUUGAUUCAACACCUGCAACACCAAUUUACUUCAGAAGGCACAGCUUUUUCCACAGAUUUUGUUUUUAUGAAUUUUUUAUUUCCAAAUUUGCAGUUGUGUGUGAAGCAGAGUAUGAGACCAGUAUAAUUGGUGCAAUUAUAAACUGUUUGAUAAAAUUUGGGUCUAUUUCAUUAUUACAAAAAAAAUGUAGUUG
This is a messenger RNA of Styela clava, 2521 nucleotides long. RefSeq names its product myeloid leukemia factor 1-like. The record is from RefSeq and is a predicted model, not a curated record. Lineage: Eukaryota; Metazoa; Chordata; Ascidiacea; Stolidobranchia; Styelidae.